CUUGCAGCGCAGGCCUAUUCCUUCCUUCCGACCUUUACCACCAUAACCGAAAAUCUAUUCAUAAUGAAGUACUUCACAAUACUACCUAUGGCAGCUGGCCUUGCCGCCGCUGAGAUGCAAGUCAUGAGCGUUGCUGCUCAAGCUGCUGGCCCCAUGACGCACACCAUUGCCGUUGGUGGCCUCAAGCCUGUCGAAACCGGAAUGGCGCCCAACCUGGGCUUCUUCCCCGACCAGAUUACCGCAAACGUGGGAGAUACGGUCAUGUUCGAGUUCUUCCAGAAGAACCACACUGCUACGCAAUCAACAUUCGACCAGCCGUGCAAGAAGAAGGAGGGUGGUAUGGACUCUGGUUUCCAGCCCAACGCAGAUGGAAAGCCUGGUGUCACCUGGAACAUCACCGUCGAAACAACUGACGCACUCUGGUUCUACUGCAAGCAGCAAACCGGUACUCACUGCGGUGUAGGCAUGGUCAUGUCCAUCAACGCCAAAUUCGAGGGUGACAAGACCAUGGCUCAGUUCAAGAACCUCGCUGUCAAAACAAAUGGCACCAACCUCAAAGACGCUGCUAUCCAGCAAGUCGGCGCCGAGGCUGCAGCUGUUGCUUCCCCUGUCACCGUAGUGGCUGCAGCCGGAACUGGAGGUGCUGCUCCUCCUCCUCCCCCUGCUGCUGCCAGCGGCGCCGCGGCGGCACCCCCAGCUCAAGUCGUCGGCGGUUCGGGAGUCGAUUCUGUCAGCGGCCAGACUUGCUCAUGCCAGUGCCUGUGCGGCAUGAACUCUUUCCCCGCCCAAGCCGCCAUCAACAACUUCGGUGGAUUUGCCGGUAUGAUCGGAUAG
Molecule: messenger RNA, 834 nt
Organism: Periconia digitata
Lineage: Eukaryota; Fungi; Ascomycota; Dothideomycetes; Pleosporales; Periconiaceae
Source: the annotation of a GenBank genome assembly